Molecule: messenger RNA, 430 nt
Organism: Saccostrea cuccullata (small rock oyster)
Lineage: Eukaryota; Metazoa; Mollusca; Bivalvia; Ostreida; Ostreidae
Product: multidrug resistance-associated protein 1-like
Exons: 3
Biological process (GO): transmembrane transport
Cellular component (GO): membrane
Molecular function (GO): ATP binding; ABC-type transporter activity
Source: RefSeq, a predicted model, not a curated record
CAGAAAACAUAAGCCUGAUAUAUUGUACUUUUUUUAUAUUGUACUAUUUUUAUUGCUCACUAGGUUUUAAAAAUGUAUGCCUGGGAGUCAUCUUUUGAAGAAAAAAUCUUAGGAUUGAGGAGAAAAGAGUUGAAAGUUCUUAAAACCAUGGCAUUUUUGAAUGCUUGUGUUUCCUUCACUUGGACAACAGCACCAUUUUUGGUUUCUUUGGUAACUUUUGCUGUCUUUGUAUUGUCGGAUUCAAAUAAGCUUGAUGCUGAGAAAGCAUUUGUGUCCUUAUCUUUAUUCAAUAUAUUGAGGUUUCCAAUGUCUAUGCUUCCACAGAUUAUAUCGAAUAUUGUACAGACAUCUGUUUCUCUAAAUCGAUUGCAAAAGUUUUUGAACCACAGUGAACUUGAUAAAGAUGCUGUACAGAAAGACAAAGAGAGCA